AUGAAUCCCCACCAGCAGAACAAAGUCGAUGUCAGCGCUCUGAGCCCCGACGAGCAGCGUCUAGUCCGUCUCUACGGCAAGAUGCCCAACAAGAAAGAUUUACUCCAGAACAAGCUCAAAGAACGCAAGUACUUCGACUCGGGUGAUUAUGCCCUCAGCAAGGCUGGCAAAGCGUCAGACGUCGGAGUUACGAGCAUUGGCUCCCGUCAUCCUGUGCCAGAGAACAUCCCCCACCUGACCGCGACCUCACCAGGCGCAAACAACCCUGCUACGGCCACUGGCACCAGCGGUCCCGUCAACAGCCAAGGCCAACAGAUUCCUGGCAGCAUCAGUGGCCAUCCUGGGUCGGUUGGAUUCCAGAGCCGUAGCCCAGUGAAGGAAGGGAGCUUCCUGCACCGGGGGACCAGCAUCAGCGAAGGCUCCGCAGACCCCGACACAGAGCAGGCUGACCAGGCAAACCAGGGAGCUCAGAAUGAAGACAAGGAUCCUAGCGUCAGUCCCCCACCUGUGCGGGAAGGUGUACCUAUCCAGCAAUGA
Penicillium macrosclerotiorum is the source of this 537-nucleotide messenger RNA. RefSeq names its product endosulfine family protein. Gene Ontology annotation, cellular component: cytoplasm. Lineage: Eukaryota; Fungi; Ascomycota; Eurotiomycetes; Eurotiales; Aspergillaceae. The transcript has 3 exons. Bases 1 to 537 code for a protein of 178 amino acids. The record is from RefSeq and is a predicted model, not a curated record. Gene Ontology annotation, molecular function: protein phosphatase inhibitor activity.